AUGUCGACUUAUGUGUUAAGAGUUCUUCCAAAGCCGUCACGUAUUCCAGCGCACCAAAUCGCAGCUAUGGCCCCGAUCGACAUUGUCUCUCCACCAAGUUACCUUCCGUUAGCAACUUCAGCCGCGCAUCUCUUCGGAUUAGGUUGGCUGUCAGUAGUCGCAGCUCGAACAAUAUAUCGGUCAUAUGUUGCUCUUCCACCUUCUUCUGCAACUAGACAUCGUGAACCCUCGCGUCGAGGUCAUGUCCAUACAUUCACGGCUUUAGCUGUCAUUAGCCUGGCUGUAGGAGGAUUCUUUGCGGCUACUUUUAGUGGGCUCUCAUAUCGUAUAUGGGCUGCUCAGCGAGGUAUUGAGCUUCCCGAGAGUGUAUUCGGGGACAAGGGUGCUCUUCGUGGAGGGGAACAUCCGGGAAGAUUGCACCUCGCCAGAUGGCUUAACGACGUCCUAUUCUACCAAGAUGCUCUCGAGAUCGUUGCAGAGAAACAUCGCCAUUUCUGGUGGGGCCAACAGGUCAAUCUCGGCCUUGUCUCUUGGAGUGUGUAUGUCGCGGUAGAGGGACGGAGACGAAAUAUAUCAAAUCUCUGGACUUUCCUGGCUCUGGCACAACUUGUCAAUCUGUCUUACGCUCAGAACCUCUUCUUUAUUGCCGUCUUGCUCACCCCAGUUCCUCUUCCCGAGAAUGUCUCAGAACUGACCAGAGACUCUGUGCCAGCUACGUCAACGAGGUACUCUCAUUUUGUCAAGAGGUUUGCCAAGCCAGAUGGAUUCCUACCAAGACCAGCUCUCUACAUCGUUCUACUCGUCGCAAAUUUCACGAGUAUCUUCCUCAUACCAUUUGCGGCGAAUACGCCUUCAUUUAUGACCGUAUCAAUAGCCUCCCGAGUCAUACCUUUCUCAUUCCUGUUGCUGCCAUAUAUCAUUCCAAAUAGCUUCGGAACGAUUCACACGCAUCCACAUUCAGCUCAAUCUACCUACACCACUCUCUUCCGAACCAUUUCAGUCAUUGCCGCAGCGCUUCACCUAAAGAGUACGAUUAUUGCCCUCGUUUCAAACACGCCAGAGAGAUAUGCCUACAGACAUAGUCUUCUUCACCCCUUCCAGGAAGAGAAAUUGACGACACUUGACCGCGGCUCCACCGCCCUAGGUCGAUUAUUCGGUGCCAUUGGGGAGCACCCGGCUGUGAGUGCGGUAGGAUGGGAUGUCAUUAUGAGCGGUCUUAGUCUUGGGAUCUGGGCUGGAAUCCGUGCUCUUGAUGCAUGGGAGAUGCUCGAUUCGAGUGCAGUAUUCAUGAAAAGCACAGCCAAGGCAGUUGAGGGUACGAGUGAGCCAAAUUUGAAACAAGAGAUUGUGGAAACCACUGAAAAUAUUGUCGAAGCAACCCUUUCACGCCGCGGUCCUGGACGCCCAAGGAAGACUGAGAAGGUUGAGGACACGGACGACGCAAGCUCUGUUGUUUCCUUGCCUAGGCGUCGCGGCAGGCCAUCGAAGAAAGCGGUUGAGAAUCAUGCCGAUGCCACGUACAAGCCAGCGGGGGGUGAUCAAUUAGAGGAAGGUGAUGAGGAUGUACAAGAGGAUUGGGAAUCUGCUACAAUGGCUUGGGGCAUGAUCAUUACUGGUGGCUUGGGCACAGGGAGUGCGGGGAUUUUUGGUGCGGAUAUGAAGGCGAGAUGA
Messenger RNA from Lachnellula hyalina, 1671 nucleotides. RefSeq lists its product as uncharacterized. The record is from RefSeq and is a predicted model, not a curated record. The transcript is spliced from 5 exons. The coding region runs from base 1 to 1671 and encodes 556 amino acids. NCBI's taxonomy places the organism in Eukaryota, Fungi, Ascomycota, Leotiomycetes, Helotiales, Lachnaceae.